Lucilia cuprina (Australian sheep blowfly) is the source of this 2365-nucleotide messenger RNA. RefSeq names its product synaptic vesicular amine transporter (gene prt). Gene Ontology annotation, biological process: transmembrane transport; aminergic neurotransmitter loading into synaptic vesicle. The coding region runs from base 80 to 2026 and encodes 648 amino acids. The record is from RefSeq and is a predicted model, not a curated record. The transcript is spliced from 8 exons. Gene Ontology annotation, molecular function: serotonin:sodium:chloride symporter activity. NCBI's taxonomy places the organism in Eukaryota, Metazoa, Arthropoda, Insecta, Diptera, Calliphoridae. Gene Ontology annotation, cellular component: terminal bouton; synaptic vesicle membrane.
AUUUUAGCUAAAAAAAAAAUAAUGCAAUUUUUGGUAAUUGGUAGUUUCGUAUAAAUUAAUUAAUAAUUAAUACAUCAACAUGUCAGAAAAACAAAAAAAUAUAGAAAGUGAUAAAAAUCGCGCUUCUGCUCUAAAUGAAACUUUUAAUGAAAGGCGAACCUCUAAUCCUAAUUAUAAUUCACCUAACCGCAGUAUGAUUGCUGUAAUUGUCUAUUUGGCCUUAUUGUUGGAUAAUGUUCUGUUGACUGUUAUUGUGCCCAUUUUGCCAGAUUAUCUUGCUACCAUAAAUAACAGAACAAAAACAACAACAUUACAUUACGCUUCACUGGAUGCAGUCGUAGCAGCAACAGGCGUUAAAAAUAUAAAUGACAGCGGUGGCCUUGGUAUCCUUGGGGCUGCGGCGACAGCACAGCAUUUAGCUUAUCGUAAUCUGGACGGUACAGUGGCACAGCAACAGCAGCAUAAUCAACAACAACAACAGCAGUCGACACUAAUACAACAAUACCAACAACAGCCACACAUUAUGACAAAACAUCCAAUACCCGGUAAAUCGAUGGUUAAUUUUUCAUUGAUUCACUUGGUAAACGAUGAUAAUAACAGCAAUAAUAAAGUGUUAAUGGUGACGCCAAUAAAUGAACAACAACAGCAAAACCAACGGAAUUGGAUAUCCAACGAACAUACUGAGAAUAGUCAAAUCGAUAAAACUUCUUUGGGGUUAAUAAAUAACAAUAGCAACAAAGAGGCAGUAAAUAAAAAUACAACCAUAAACCUAAAGGAUCAUAACAAUGAGAAUGCUAAUCUGGCUAGUGAAAACGGUUCAAUUGGAAUUUUGUUGGCGAUGAAGGCAUUAGUACAAUUAAUAUUUAAUCCCAUUGUCGGUAAUAUGUCUACCAAGUAUGGUUAUCGUUUACCUAUUGUUAUGGGAACAUUUUGUCUACUAAUUUCAUCUUUAGUAUUUGCUGUUGGCGAAUCAUAUCCAACAUUAUUAAUUGCUCGUUCCGUCCAGGGCAUAGGUUCAGCUUGUAUUGGUGUUUGUGGCAUGAGUUUGGUGGCACAGCAUUAUCCAGAAGAAGAUCGUCGUUCAAAAGUGAUGGGUAUAAUUUUGGGCAGCAUUGCAUUAGGUGUUCUACUUGGUUAUCCAUUCGGUGGCAUACUGUAUGAUUUAUUUGGAAAAUCGGCACCAUUUAUUAUACUAUCUACCAUCAUUUUUAUUAACUUAGGCAUGCAAUUAGUAACUAUGGACUUAUCGGUACAACCUGAGGUUAUUGUGAAUGUUGAUCGACUACAACCAAAAUGGAAGCCAUUACUGCAAAGCAAAAUGAUUUUGGCUAUUGUUAUAGCAAUAUGGUUUUCAACAUCGACGAUGGCCAUAUUGGAACCAUGUUUACCCAUUUGGUUAAUGCAAUAUUUAAAACCAACAAAAUGGCAAUUAGGCACUGUAUUUAUACCCGAUUCUAUAGGCUAUUUUGUUGGCACGAAUUUCUUUGGCAGCAUAGCCUAUAAAUAUGGACAAAUUAAAAUAUCCUGUAUAUCAUUAUUGUUGGUGGGAAUAUCUUCGGUGUUGAUACCUAGUGCCACAACUGUUGCACAAUUACUACUGCCUCAUUUUGGUUUAGGGUUAGGUAUUGGCAUUAUUGAUGCUGCUUUAGUUCCUCUAUUGGCCACAUUUGUUGACGCGACUUUGGCACAGGAAGAUCAAAUUGAUACGGAUGCAAAAAUUUCCAGUAGUUCACAUACCAUGUCAAGUUAUGGUACCGUUUAUGCUAUACAACAGACAUCGGUUAGUUUGGCCUAUUGUUUGGCACCUCUAAUUGGUGGAGAAUUGGCCCAGGCUUUCGGAUUUGCUUGGCUUAUGCGUAUUGUUGGUUUUUUCAAUAUAAUAUAUGGUCCAAUAUUGGUGUGCUUGUAUUAUAAAUAUGAUCCAAAGAUUUUACGCGAUAGACAAAAUGAAAUGCUGCUAAGUUCUACUGGAGCUGGACACGGCAGUAAAUAUAAACAACUCUAUAAUUCUGUAGACACAGAAUGAAAUUGAGUGUCUCUCACAAAACUACAACUAUUCUUUAGCAAUGUCUAUAAUUUCUACUUUAUGUACUUAAAAAAUUAUUUGGUGUUGAUAUUCAAAAUAUAAUGAGACUAUUUAAAAACAAAAAAAUUUGGUUUCGAAAAAAAACAUAAAAAAAAAUCUUGCAAAGAUUAAAUGAACUAAAAUAUCUCUAUAAAUUUCCCCCGAAUUUAGAAAAAUAUCUUAUAAAUAUAAAUCUAAAAACUCAAAUUAAAUAAUAAAUAGAUUAUUGGAUACAUAAGUCUCUAUAUAUUCGAAUCGUUAUCGAAUAAAUUAUAUCUAUAUCAAACUACUUUGCUUAAC